Molecule: messenger RNA, 4104 nt
Organism: Coregonus sp. 'balchen'
Lineage: Eukaryota; Metazoa; Chordata; Actinopteri; Salmoniformes; Salmonidae
Source: the annotation of a GenBank genome assembly
CUGCUGUUGUAUCGCUACAUCCGCGCAGCCUCUCGCGAGACAGGAAACAGCUGAUCUGGGAAGUUACGCACCAGAAACGAUAUAAACAUUGGCGUUUAUAGAAUGAGCAUAGUAGAUAUUACAUUGAUAUUUCUGUAGAAAUGAACGAAAGGGAAUUUAAGAUACAUUUCACCCCAGGGCACGUGGAGGUGGUGCAGGUAAAAGUUGGAGGGGGCGCAGAAUGGGGGCAUUUUUACUGUUGAGAGAGAGAGAGAACAGCUACAGACUCGAAUAGCUAGCGAAUAAUGUUACAUCACUGUAUUACAAUGAAUUAAUCUAGCUAAUCCUGUUGUAUAGCUAGCUAGCCAGUAGAGUUCAAAUAAAUGAUUAAGAAAUGAUCGAGGCGAAGACUUGUAAUGUCUCGAAUCGUGUCUAAUCGGUUUAGACUCACGGGGCACCCAUUUUGUGACAGGUACUGGGGUGUAUUCAUUACGCCGUGUCUGUUGCAAAACGUUUCGCAACAGAAACCUUAUACUCCAAACGCUGUUGGGUUCUUAAACGGAAGUUUUGGUUCAUUUUAAUUGUAUCGUUUUCACGCGUUGCCCUUUCCAAUCUGAAUAGUCUCUGAAGUGUUUAGUACAAGCUGCACAUCUAUACAUUAUCGAUUAAUUCCUGCUCUAAAGUGGCGUGAAGUCCGCGGGGUUCCUUCCAACUUCUUCCAGCCGCUUUUUAAAAAAGAGAGACGACUGAACUACAGCUUCCUUUUAAGAACAAAACGGAACUCAACAGCGUUUGGUGUAAACGGUUUCUGUUGCAGACUAAAUGUUUUGCAACAGAAUCAGCAUAAUGAAUGCACACCCCUGUUGCUACUAUUAUCAGUACACAGUUCAAAAUGUAAAUGAAAUAUAUAUACAUUUUUAAACAUUAGGCUGUAAAUGAUUAUAAAGAAUUUCAAAAUGAUUAGCUUAGUGUAACUACCAAGUUCAUAUUUAGAGCGGAUGACAACAUCAGUUUUUAUAUUGCCAGGAGUCAUAAAGUUAUACAUUGAUUUGUUAAGUUGUAUUUUUCCUGCGUCUCUUCUUUAGGAGAAUGUGGACAUCCCCUACAGGCGUGUGCUAGUGACAGGGGCCACAGGGCUGCUUGGGCGUGCGGUUUAUAAAGAUUUCCAGAAUAAUGCCUGGCACGCCUUGGGCUGUGGAUACAGACGGGCUCAGCCCCGCUUCCUACGAUGCAACCUAACGGACGAGGAUGCUGUGCGAGCGGUCAUUCAAGACUUCCAGGUGAGGGUCGAAGUCCGCAAUGUAACCGGUGUCUUUUGUCAUUCUGUGUAGGCUGCAGAAUUUUGGAGGUACUGUAUUCCUUGUGGGAAUCAUUGUCGUCAGUAGCUUAGAGGAAAGGCUAAACAGCCCAAAAUGGGAUAAAUGGCUUAGAUAACAUUGUACAUAGUCCUUACUUUAUUACCUUGUGUUGAAUAUAUUCUGUUUCAUCCUACCCCAGCCCCAUGUGAUUGUGCACUGUGCAGCGGAGAGGAGGCCAGAUGUGGUGGAGCAUCACACAGAGGCAGCCCUGAACCUGAAUGUCCAUGCAUCUGGGACUUUAGCUAAAGAGGCAGGUGGGUCUGCUUUUUUAUCGGAAUCAUACACACUCAGAAUUUUCCUAGAUACAUGAUGCACAUAGCAACAAAUUCAGAUGUUGAAUGUAUACAGUUUGUCCUAUAUACUGAACAAAAAUAUAAACGCAACAUGCAACAAUUUCAAAGAUUUUACUGAGUUACAGUUCAUAGAAGGAAAUCAGUCAAUUGAAAUAAAUAAAUUAGGCCCUAAUCUAUGGAUUUCAUAUGACUGGGCAGGGGCACAGCCAUGGGUGGGCCUGGGAGGGCAUAGGGCCACCCACUGGGGAGCCAGGCCCAGCCAAUCAGAAUUAAUUUUCCCCCACAAAAGGGCUUUAUCACAGACAGAAAUACUCUUCAGCAGCACCCCCCCCAUAUACAUAUUUUUGUUCAAUAUAAUAAAUAUACUUAUUUUAUAAGUGUUUCUGCACAGUUUUUAAGUUAACAUCUCUCUUGAUAAUGUGCUGUAUUAAAUAAACAAAUUCACAAAAUGUUCAAAAAUGUACAUUUUUAAAAUUAGCUCAUUUUUACUGUACUGGUGUGCCAUCAAGACGUUGUUGGAAGUAUAAUAUUACUAUUAACAUGUUUCUAAAAAGCAUGUAGGCCUAUGGUUUCUACAGUUUACUGAACAUAUUUUCCUGUUUGCAUUGUGAUAUCUGAAGCUGGGAUCUUCCUCAUCUACAUCAGCACUGACUACGUUUUUGAUGGUCGGAACCCUCCCUACGGAGAGAAUGAUGCUCCUAAUCCAUUAAAUGUGUAUGGCAAAUCCAAACUAGAGGGGGAGAGGGAGGUCCUGAGACACAACCCUGGUGAGUCAACACUACUCAUUCCUUUACAAUAGCCCUAGGUGUCAUUAUGGUGGUCAUUGUGUUUUGUUUUUCGUACACUAUAGUCCUGCUUGACUUCUCGCGCAUCCUUGGCCCCCCUGAUCCCCAAAUGUUAAUCUGUCAUUCCAAUUCCUCCCCUGUGGCAUGCAGGUGCGGCUGUGCUGCGAGUGCCCAUACUGUACGGAGAGGUGGAGCGGGUGGAUGAGAGUGCUGUGACGGUGCUGUGGGACAAGGUUCAGGAGGGGGCAGAGAGCUGCAGUGUGGAGCACUGUCAGCAGCGCUUCCCCACCUACGUCAACGAUGUGGCUCGAGUCUGCAGACAGAUGGCUGAGCGGAGGCUCCAGGUGAGCUCAAACUGACUGGUUGAUAGAACAGCCCUAAGGCAAUGUCUAUGGUCUGGUCCCUUUAUUAUUGAAAUUGUGUUUGUGUGCUUUCCAGGACCCAUCAAUACGAGGGAUCUUCCAUUACUCUGGAAAGGAACAGAUGACCAAAUACGAGAUGGCCUGCGCGAUUGCAGAUGCUUUCAACCUGCCCAGCAGUCAUUUGAUACCGGUAUGAUAGCAAGUGUGCAUUUCCUUUUUCUGUCUUGUUACUCUUGAAUAAACUCGUGUUUAUUGAUCUGUCUCAUCUCAUGCUGUUUCUCCCACACAAAUGCACUUAAAGAUAAUUCUCCAUCUGAACAUUAUUUCCUGAUGCAGUCCUCACCAGCUGUUUAUCUCUCCCCCCCCCCCCCACCCCCUCUGUCCCUCUCUCUUCUUCCCCAGAUGACGGAGCAGCCUGCGGGUGCUGGGGCUCAGAGACCUCAGAACGCCCAGCUGGAAUGUUCCCGUCUCGAGCUGCUGGGCCUCAGCGUGGAGCCCAUCCCCUUUAAGACGGCAGUGAGGGAUAGCCUCUGGCCCUUCCUGUACGACAAGCGCUGGAGGCAGACCGUCUUCCAUUGAUUGCUGUCAGGAGGCCAAACACACUGGAUCAAGAGUGACACUUUACCUACUUCAAGCUUUAUUAUGACUUCUGCCUGCUCCUUAAUUGAGAAUGUAUUUAAUUGUGUAUUAGGAAGCAACUGAUUCAGAGAAUUCAUUGAUUCUUUCCUACUGGAGUGCAGAUUGCUUGUGUACCUAACGCAUGUAGUGGUUUGACCAUUUUGAGAAUUUUGUUUAAAUGCGUCGCUAAAGGAUUUUAAUUCAACAUUCCCUUAUCUGCUGAAUCAAUUCAUUUAGGUAAUUUAUGUGAAGCCACUGUAGAAAACUGAAAUGUCUAAUUUGCCAUACCAAUGAAUGGCAUUGUUAAAUAUAUAGAGUCUAAAGAUGUUACUAAAUACGUGUAUAAUUAUUUAAAGCUAGAAUUUACUUUUUUAUUUUUGUCAAUGGGUUACUGAAAAGUACACCAACAUUUUUUUUUUUUUUACUGAAAUGAAAAACGUGCUUGUUGCUUCACACAAACCCAGGCUGGGUUUUAUUCAAUUGGUGGAUACAUUAUUUUUCUUAGUCUGCAUCAUGCACUGUGCUUGAAUUACAAAUACAAUCUACAAUCCUACUGAAAGACAAAGCAAAAAAUAAAGACAUAGGUAUCUUGUGAAGUUUAUUCCUGCUCCAGUUUGUAAUUCUACAACCUCAAAACUGUGUGCAAGAUGCUCCCACUGAUCCUAAACCUCUUGUGAAGUGAAAUGUGAAGUUGCCUAUUUGAAGACUA